AUCACCAUCUGUAAUUAUAGCUAAGGUUGUUUGAGAUAGUAGUCAUAUAUAUAAAUGGCAGUUGUGGAAUGGAUUCAGUACAUCUACAGUAACAGGAAGACAUUACACUUUUGAUGGACACUAGAAAAGAAGUUUGCGACAUGUCAAAGACUCGCACAGUUCAGGCGGUGGAUCAUAAUCGAGAUGAUCAGCUCGUUGGUGAUGUACAGCUAUUAUCAAAGUUAUCAUUAACAAAAAGGCGUGCUGCAAAAUUACAGGAUUCAAAAAACAACAGUACCAUUCAAGUAACCACUAGUUCAGCCGAUGUUAGCACCUAUGUUGAAAGAACUAAAGUAUCCACAACACAACUCCUAGAUCCUCAAGACACUGCAUCAAUUCAGUCUCCCACUCAGCAGCCAUCUGAACAUAUUGAUGAAAUCGAGAUACUGCCGCCAUUAAAUGUGGAUCCUACGAAUCAGUGCAACAGACAAACUCCGCUGAAUAUUGAUGAUUCUGUAUCUGGUGAGUCAGCAAACAUAAAACCAACACAUCAGUGUCCUGUGCAACAAAGUAAUCACAGUUUUCCUAGAGUAAAACGGCCUUUAGUGCGUAAAACAUUGAAUGUCUGGUCUAAAAAACACAGACCGGCUAGUGUUGUAACACCUACUAUAGACUCUAGGGACUCAAUAACGACCAAAUCAUCUAACAGUCAUAAGUAUGAUAACAGAUCGGAUAAGUUGAACACAUGGUAUACAUGUGAAACUGAUUUCUGGUAUGAACUAAGAGAAGAAGUUCAGACUGCUAUAACAGAAAUUUCUAUUUUAUUGGGGUCAUCAUGUGAAGAUGAAAUAUUAACCAAAGGCAUCCCACUUAGUAAUAAACUUUAUAUUACAAAUAAAAUAUUUGGUCGCGGGCUGCAACUUCUUCCUCAUGAUACGGUUUCAAAUUUAGAUCUCAGUACCAGUGCAUGUAACCCGGUGCCCACUGAUCAUGCUAGAGAUUUACUACUGUGGCUUUUACAACAGUGUAGAUUCUGGUAUGAUUUAAGAUCUGUUACUGAUACUGUGUUGGAUGAAUUUCAACGUUUAGUGACACUGACUGAUGAAAAAAUGAAGGCUGCUGCGGCUUUAGGCCUUAAAAACAUGUAUGCCGCAUCAAGCAAGUUUUUCCGUAGAGGUCUCAGACUUCUGACUGGUCAGGGUUUAAAAAAUAAACGAGUCAGUAGACCGUAUCUUAGACCCAAUGUAAAUCAGCGGACUAAAGUUGUAAAAAAGCUAUAAAGAUGUUGUCAUCAAAAAAACACACAACGCAGGCUAAAAAACAGCGUUGCUUAGCUCAUCAGAGUGUUACAGGACAUACAAUAACCACAACUACACCCUGUAUUGAUACGGACAUGCCAAUCCCUAUUGAGACAUCGAACAUUGUUGCAGAUGAAAUACCCCAGUCAUAUUUGUCCACCUCCCAUACUGUACACCAAAACACUAACCAUAACUCAAAUAAUGAAAGACCUGUACAGGCUGAAACGUCGAACAACCAUAUUUUUGGAACGUAUAAAUCAAUAUCAUAAGCAACAUCCUAAAUUUAAUUCCACUGAAUAUUAGAACCACUUUAGAUUUGUAAAUAUAGAGAAAGUAUCAUCAUUUAAGGAUGCUGUUCAGUCUGUACAGAGGGGCUAUCCAAGGUUUAUUAAACGAAAUGAUGCCUGACAUAGGUCAUAAUGAUUUGGUUCAGUUACGACUGGAUGGUGACGGCCUCAACAAACCACUGUAUUCAAUUAAAAGAUCUAAGGCCAGCUUAAAUGCUGAGUCCUUUUUAAAUGAUAUGAAUUUGUUGCAGAGUAAUGCUGAUCUUAUUGGGAAUGGAUCUUUAAGACUUGUUGUAACUGUUGUGAAAAACAGAGAAGGGGGUGUAUUAGCUAGACGGCACAUUAGGUCUACACCCUAUAGUCGUAUUAUAGCCACGAAACAGCGCUGGUUAUUUGAUUUAAAUAAUGAUGACAACAAUUUAUGCCUAGCUGGUAGUAUCUGUGCUGUUUUAGCAGAGCAAGACAAACCCGACAGUGUAAUGCUGGAAAAGGCCCGUGAUAUACAUAAAUCAUUGGGUAUCCCUGAUGAUCACUUGGGGGCACAUUUACUAAGCUUGAGUGAAGGAUUCGAAUAAAAAAAACUUCGAAUUUCUAAGUUUUUUUUGGCUACUUUGACCAUCGAAUUGGCUACUUCGACCUUCGACUACGACUUUGAA
This is a messenger RNA of Xenopus laevis (African clawed frog), 2220 nucleotides long. RefSeq lists its product as uncharacterized. Bases 114 to 1259 code for a protein of 381 amino acids. NCBI's taxonomy places the organism in Eukaryota, Metazoa, Chordata, Amphibia, Anura, Pipidae. The record is from RefSeq and is a predicted model, not a curated record. The transcript is spliced from 4 exons.